AUGGCUCCUCCUGAGGUAAAGAUAGACUUGAAGCCCCCACUGAAUAAUGACUUUUACAGCACGAACGAUCGCAUAUGUGGGUCGGUGAAGAUUCAACUAAAGAAAGCUCUGUCUAUCAAGACAAUCAAUGUAAUACUCAAAGGAUUUACAGAAACGUUGACUAAAGUGGAUCCGAUAAACUGCUACGGGCAGCACGGAAUGAUGAUGCCGGUACAGGAUAAUAGGUCCUACCAUACGUUAUUCAGCUACACAGAGAGGGUGUUUCCCCCGAAUAAUGUCUGGGAUGCUAUUGAGGGAUCCUCGAAACCAUUCAAAAUGAAGCCCGGCCACUACGAGUAUGAGUUUGCAUUUGCUAAGAUUCCGAGGCAACCAAAAUGCCUGGCGAAUCACACCAAGGGCCUGGUAUGCUUCAGCAGACCCGAUGAGACCCGAAUGCCGCCCAGUUACAACAAUUUGUGGAGAGACCAGACCAAGAUAGACAACUUGGAUCUAUAUUUCUACUCCUACGGCAAAGUGCUGUACAUGGUGCAAGUUCAAAUGGAGCUUGGGAAAGCAAACUCGUGGUACAAGCCCUUCAAUAAGCUGGUGAGAGAGAUACAGCUUAUUGAAUUUAUACCUGAUGCCCGGGAUCUGGCUUACGAAGAGGCAGAUGAAAAAGAGGAGCCCACAAACCGUCGGCAGCCCAGUACUCAGGAAGUUCUGCGAGAAGAGAUGUCCGGAGACUUCAAUAUGAGUCCACUGCGAUGGGACAACGAUACCAUGACGGGUUCAGUGAGCGGCAAUGACCAAACAAGAAUCUACAAAUCGUCAUUUUGGAUAGGAUUGCCCGAUCACAGGAGCUCAGUGUGGGUAGAAGUGAGAAGCAGGGGUCUGAGAGAAACUUAUAGGAACGACGAGUUAUUCUGCGCUGGUAGCAGAAAGUUUGACAGAGUUUACCUUGUGGCAAGAGGGGAUAUUGCCGAACUGAGGAAGUGGACGAUUGUACCAACAAAAAUUCAGCUAAACUUAUUGGAGAUAGCUACGUAUCUGUCACAAGGAGUGGCAAACGAGAACUUUUCAUCGUUGAGGUUGGCCAGCGUUGAUAACUUAUCGAAGACAUCUCCAUCUCUGCUGGAUUUUGAAAACGCCAAGGUAACGGCUGACAAGAACGGUUCGAAAGAGGGGCAACUUGAGUGUGAAAUCAAAUUGAGAAAUCAUCCAAUGCUGAAACGACUGAAGUUUAAUGAAGAAGACUACAGACAUCGGGGCAAUCGACUAUAUAGUUUCAAAACGUGUACCAUCAAAAGGGUAUUCAACUUUCAGCUUUUGAUUGACUGGGAUAUCAAUGGAACGAGUAGACAAACAGAAGUUAUCAUAAGGCCAAUGCAGAUAUUUGUUCAAACUAGGGACAAUCUUCGGAAUGACAUUUUGCCCAAGUACAUUGAACCGCCUGUCUACUCAGAAGCAGCUGAAAUAGCGGGCUAA
Messenger RNA from Torulaspora globosa, 1464 nucleotides. RefSeq names its product Art10p (gene ART10). Bases 1 to 1464 code for a protein of 487 amino acids. NCBI's taxonomy places the organism in Eukaryota, Fungi, Ascomycota, Saccharomycetes, Saccharomycetales, Saccharomycetaceae. The record is from RefSeq and is a predicted model, not a curated record. The transcript has a single exon.